Messenger RNA from Bombina bombina (fire-bellied toad), 505 nucleotides. Its product is annotated as serine hydroxymethyltransferase, cytosolic-like. The transcript has 2 exons. Lineage: Eukaryota; Metazoa; Chordata; Amphibia; Anura; Bombinatoridae. Gene Ontology annotation, cellular component: nucleus; cytoplasm; cytosol. Gene Ontology annotation, biological process: L-serine catabolic process; purine nucleobase biosynthetic process; folic acid metabolic process. The record is from RefSeq and is a predicted model, not a curated record. Gene Ontology annotation, molecular function: mRNA regulatory element binding translation repressor activity; zinc ion binding; pyridoxal phosphate binding. Bases 1 to 384 code for a protein of 127 amino acids.
AUGAAUAUACUGACAAGACUCUGUCAGUGUUACAGACCUUUUAAUCAGGUCCUUGCUCAUUUGAAAACCAAACUCAGUAUAUGCGUUUUCUUUAAUUCAGGGGACAAGAGUGCCUUACGACCUAGUGGCCUUCGCUUCGGAACUCCAGCUCUUACUUCUCGAGGAUUCCUGGAAGACGACUUCAAGAAAGUAGCACAGUAUAUUCACAGGGGCAUUGAGCUUACUUUGGAGAUUCAGAAUGAUAUGAACCCAAAAGCCACACUGAAAGAAUUCAAGGACAAGCUGGCUUCUGAUGCCAAACACCAAGAGAAGAUAAAAGCCUUGCGAGAAGAAGUUGAAAAAUUUGCUGGCGCUUUCCCUAUACCAGGGCUGCCUGACCUGUAACUGUCAUUAGAUUAUCUGUUUGUUUGUACUGCUGUGUUCUUUUCAGUUCUCAAACUGUAACUCUAGUAACCAUGUUUAGCUUUAAAGGGAAUUUUAUAGUGUAAAAAGGAAAAUCCUCUAU